Molecule: messenger RNA, 927 nt
Organism: Oryza sativa Japonica Group (Japanese rice)
Lineage: Eukaryota; Viridiplantae; Streptophyta; Magnoliopsida; Poales; Poaceae
Source: RefSeq, a predicted model, not a curated record
UGAUUUGAUCGAUACCAUUCCGCUUUCACCUGCCGUUGUUGAUCAGCCAUGGCAUCACUAAAGUAAAGGCCCCCAGGAACCGAUGAUUUGGUGAAAGGAAUAAACAAAACCAGCACGCAAACCUGUGGUAGCAAGUGGGGGGAGUUCUUUGACAUAUAUACCCCUCCUUCCUCUUGGUUCCUUUCCCCCAACUCCAUUAUUGAUUCUUGCAAGGAGGAAGAGCAGCUAGAGGCGAGGCAAGAAAAGAAGUGAAAUCUCUCCGUUAGACAGGAAGAGGAAAAGCAAGGGGGAAUUGGGGAUGGCGUCAAAGAGGAUACAGAAGGAGCUCAAGGAUCUGCAGAAGGAUCCCCCUACAUCAUGCAGUGCAGGUCCUGUUGGUGAAGACAUGUUCCACUGGCAGGCAACGAUAAUGGGUCCAUCUGAUAGCCCAUAUGCUGGUGGAGUUUUCCUAGUUACCAUCCACUUCCCUCCUGAUUAUCCCUUCAAACCACCCAAGGUGGCGUUUCGCACCAAGGUUUUCCAUCCAAACAUCAACAGCAACGGGAGCAUUUGCCUUGACAUCCUUAAGGACCAAUGGAGCCCAGCACUAACCAUUUCCAAGGUGUUGCUGUCAAUCUGUUCCCUGCUGACUGAUCCGAACCCUGAUGAUCCUCUGGUCCCUGAGAUCGCCCACAUGUACAAGACAGAUAGGCACAAGUACGAGAACACAGCAAGGACCUGGACUCAGAGGUACGCCAUGUAGCACCUCAGAUAUCGAUGGACAUGUCGAUGUUGUAACAACAUUAUCAACGGGUGUGUCUCCCUCUCGCCUUGUGUGGUGUAAGGAUCAAAACCGGCUUUGCAGUGCACUCUUGGUGUUGCUCCAUUGUGUCACUCACUCAUUGCAGUGAUUUCGAAUAGUAUCAAACUGGUGGUUUUUUUCGGUCA